CAAGCACUGACUCUCCAACGAUGAUCAGAGCUUGGAACUGAGCAGGGGAACAAACUCUCCGGAGCAGGUUCAGCUCAACAACUAAGGGUAGCCUCAGAUGAUCUCAAAAAGGGGGAGAAAAUGACUAUGAUGGCUCACCAGUCCUCUUCUUGGAUCUUCAUCAAUGAGAGGACAUUCAUUACCAGGGAACAACUUAAUUCUUUAUUGGAGACCUAUAACAUCUUUUAUAGGAACCAGAAAAAUCUGCAUAUUUUAUAUGGACAGACUGACGAUGGUAAACUAAUUGUUGAAGGAACCCUGGACAUUUUCUGGGGAGUAAAGCGGCCUAUACAACUGAAAAUACAAGAUGAGAAGCAAAUCCCUUCUUUCACUGUGCUGAAGUCACCAGAUGUCUUUUCCAAAAGGGGAAUGACACGCUGGGGAGAAUUUGAUGAUCUUUACCGUAUUAGUGAUUUGGACAGGACUCAGAUUCCAGUGUCUGGAGCAACAGAUUCCCAGGAAGAUUAUUUAUCUUAUCACAGUAGCACUCUGAAGCUUCAUGCAGAUGAAGAAUCUGAAUCCCCGUUGCUCUAUAGAACCAUGAGUGAAGCAACCCUGGUGAGAAAAAGGAUGAAGCCUCCGAUGAUGGACAGAAAGGACAGACAGAAGCAUAGGGCCUCUAUUAACGGACACGUUUAUAACCAUGAAACAUCAAUUUUCACUCCAGCCUUUGGAUCAGAAACUAAGGUCAGAAUAAACAGUAAUAUGAGAACUGAAGAAGUAAUAAAGCAAAUUCUCCAAAAAUUUAAGAUUGAAAAUAGUGCCCAGGAUUUUGCACUUUACAUUAUUUUUGCAACAGGAGAGCAGAGACGGCUAAAGAAAACAGACAUUCCGCUACUGCAUAGACUCCUACAGGGACCAUCCAAAAAGAAUGCUCGCAUAUUCCUCAUGGAUAAAGAUGCAGAAGAAAUUAGCAGUGAUGUGGCUCAGUAUAUUAACUUUCAUUUUUCUUUCCUGGAAUCCAUCCUUCAAAGAUUAAAUGAAGAAGAAAAAAGAGAGAUUCAGAGAACAAUAACAAAAUUCAGUACAGAAAAGGCUAUCAUACUGAAAUGUCUUCGAAGUAAACAGGAAAUAGAAAAUUUAUGAUUAAAAAGUUGCCAACAAAAAAGUAGCAAGUACAUGCAAGCACAGAGUUCUACUAGAUGCAAAAAAAUUCAAAUAAAUUAUUCAAGUGAGAUGUUAACAUCACUACUGUGGUAGUUUUUAAAUAUAUGUAUGAAGUCUUUGAUACUCCUCCUCUCAAGAUACGGAGCCUAAUCUUCCUCACCUUGCCAAUGGGCUGGACUUAGCAACUCACUUCUAAGGAACAGAGGAAAGCAGAAGUGCCAGGCUGUGGCUUUGGAGACUAGGUCAUAAAAGUCACUGUGGUGUCCUCCUUGCUUGUUCUCUUGGAUUGCUUGCUCUGGGGGGAGCCAACUGCCACAUCCAGAGUAGCCCUAGGGAAAGGCCUAUAUAACAGGAACUGAGACCUUCUUCCAAAAGCCCAAAAGCCAACAAGGAACUGAGGCACCCCGUCCGCAGCCCACAGCCGUGGGUGUGCGCCAUCGGCCAGCCCCAGUCAAGCCUUCCAUGACUGCAGUCCUGGCAAAGAGCUUGACUACAACCUCAUGAGAGACCUGAGCCAAAAAUCCCAGCUAAACCACUCCUGGAUUCCUGAUCCUCAGAAAAUGUGUGAGGUACGAAAUGUUUGUUGUAGUAUGCUGGUAUGUUUUAGGAUAAUUUGUUACAUAACAAUAGAUAACUGAUAUAAUUUCUGAGACAAAAAUCUGUUCACUUCAGAGUCAUCUUUACAUAAUACAAGAAUAUAAACUUUUGUCACAAAACCGUUCAUCCUUGUUUUAGGUGGUCCAAAUAUUUCACUACCAGUUACAUAUUAGUUCAAAUUCAGUUCUAGAUAAUGUUAUACUUAUUAAUGGUAGAGGACCUGUCACAUUCAUCUUUGUAUA
Balaenoptera acutorostrata (minke whale) is the source of this 1985-nucleotide messenger RNA. RefSeq names its product Ras association domain family member 6 (gene RASSF6). The coding region runs from base 121 to 1125 and encodes 334 amino acids. NCBI's taxonomy places the organism in Eukaryota, Metazoa, Chordata, Mammalia, Artiodactyla, Balaenopteridae. The record is from RefSeq and is a predicted model, not a curated record. The transcript has 12 exons. Gene Ontology annotation, biological process: signal transduction.